Messenger RNA from Metarhizium acridum CQMa 102, 468 nucleotides. RefSeq lists its product as uncharacterized. The record is from RefSeq and is a predicted model, not a curated record. Gene Ontology annotation, molecular function: transmembrane transporter activity. Gene Ontology annotation, biological process: transmembrane transport. Lineage: Eukaryota; Fungi; Ascomycota; Sordariomycetes; Hypocreales; Clavicipitaceae.
AUGGUAGACGUUGAGAAGAUUCGGGCAUAUCCUACCGCCCCGUCUGCCUCCUAUAAAGAGAGGGAACAGGACCAGCCGAAGGAGGUGAUUAGCUGGCGUGCCGUGCCACGAAAAGACCAGCUUCUUAUUCUCUUCAUAUCUCGUUUCGUCGACUUCUUCCAGGUGGCUUCAUUACAGGCAUACAUCUUCUUCCAGCUCAAACACUUUGACGACCGGCUCUCAGACGCAGAGAUAUCGAAACAGGCCGGCAUACUGCAGGGUUGUUUUACUGGUGCUCAAGUUCUCACUGCAGUCCUCUGGGGGAAGGCCGCGGACGCCAGUUGGUGUGGCCGUAAGCGCGUGCUUCUCAUCGGCCUUGCUGGUACAGCUGUAUCAUGCGUAGGAUAUGGAUUCUCAACUUCAUUUUAUGAAGCAGCAUUGUGGAGAGCCUUGGGCGGCGCCAUCAAUGGUACUGUCGGCAUCACGUAA